Molecule: messenger RNA, 2648 nt
Organism: Papaver somniferum (opium poppy)
Lineage: Eukaryota; Viridiplantae; Streptophyta; Magnoliopsida; Ranunculales; Papaveraceae
Exons: 1
Coding region: 298-2493 (731 amino acids)
Molecular function (GO): protein binding
Source: RefSeq, a predicted model, not a curated record
UAUUAACCCGCCGACCGAUCUUCUAGCCCCACAAUUAACAUACUGUUGUCAAAAAUAAAAACAAAACUUCCACUUAUAUUCGAAGGCAGAAUUCAAAAUAUAUCUUCUUAAAAAUCUAUAAACCCUAAAAAAAUCUCCCGUUUCACUUUCACUUGGUUCUCUUCAACUUCAAUUCUCAAGAUCGCAUAAGGAAAUCAAAACUCAAUUUUGCUUUCGAGGAUCUAACAUCGGUUAUUGCACCCAUCAAUGGCUUCUUCAUCACAAAUUUAGAUCUCAUUUUACAUCUCUCAAUAUACAAUGGUGAAUUACAAAAAAGGCAAGCUUUUAUUGCUUAUUAUACUCUUAAGUUAUCAGAUUAUUUUUAUUGUUAAUGGUAGUAAUUUAGAAUCACCUUUGUUAGAUAAUCAAGUACAGGAACAAAAUGCUGAAAUUUCUGUAGAUUCUGAUGAUACUAGUUAUAAAAAUAAGGAUUUAGGAAUAUUAUUAGGUCAGCAAGAAAUUCAAAUACAAAAGCUUGAAUAUUUAGUUAAGAAUCUUACUGAAGUUGUAGCUAAAUUAGAAAUAUCAAUCCCUGAUUGCAACAAUAACAAGAAGAAUCACAAGGUUGUAAAAAUUGGACCUGUUAUUGUUGAAAAAGAAAAGAAGAGAGAGUAUGACGUAUUGAAUGAUAAGAUUGAUAAUGAUAGUGAAGAAGGUGUUAUCAGUGGUAAUGAAAUUGGUAGAGUUAAUAGAAGAGGGCAAAGUGAUGGUGGUGUUUCAGUAACCAAAUAUAAUCCGUCGUGGUCAGAAAAGUUUCAGUUUAUGUCUGCUGUCAAACUUGAUUAUGAAGCUACUUGUGUUAAUAUUUUGCCGUUUGAAGAUUAUGAAGGGUUUAGUAAGUACAUUGCAGUUGGGGAUGAGACAGGCACAAUUUAUGUGUUUUUGUUAAAUGGAGAUGUUUUGGUUGAAUUUCAUACACAUUCCGAGUCACCCAUUACUUCUAUGCUUUCUUAUAUGUCUGUUCAUAAAAAUGAGAGUGUUUUGGUUACUGGUCAUGGGAAUGGAGUUGUUUUAGUUCAUCGAGUUUGGGAAGCUUCUGCGAGUGGAGAAGAUUGGCAUUCACUUUCCAUGGCACAUUUGCAAGAAUUUGCUUCUAUUGAGAAUGAAGGUGGUGAGGGUUCAGCAAUUUCGAUAUUGGAAGUUCAUCAAGUUGGAAGGAUGAGAUAUAUUUUGUCUACUGAUCUGAGUGGGCAAAUCAGAGUUCUUCGAGAGAAUGGAACUGUUUUUGGUUCUGCAAAAUCAAAGAGUCGGCCUCUCGCAUUCAUGAAACAAAGACUUCUGUUCAUGACAGAAAGUGGUGCAGGGUCAUUGGAUUUAAGGACUAUGAUGGUUAGGGAAUCUGAGUGUGAAGGAAUGAACCGAUCACUUGCGAAGACUUAUGUUUUUGACUCAACAGAGCGAUCAAAAGGUUAUGGAUUUACGUCAGAGGGUGAUUUGGUUCACGUUGUGCUGUUAGGUGAUAUGAUGAACUUCAAGUGUAGGGUUAGGUCAAAAAGGAAAGUGGAGAUGAAUGGGCCUUUAGCUAUUCAAGCAAUUAAGGGAUAUUUGCUUGUUGUUAACCCGGAGAAGGUUUUCGUGUAUAACAUUUCUUCCCAACAUUAUGUAAGGCUUGGUGUUCCUCGACCUCUUUUUCUUUCCAGCCUUGGUGAGAUUAGAUCCUCAUUUCUGAAUUCACAAAGUCUGAAUGAAGGCUCGAACAACAGAAGACUGGUGCCAUUGAUAGCCAGUGAUCGUGAAAAGCUUGUUGUUCUUGGACUUGGAAGUGGAUAUGUGGGUAUGUACAAAUCUAACCUCCCAAUUUUCAAUGCAGAAUUUAAUACAAUGCUCUGGACUAGCCCAGUUUUACUGUUCUUUUUGUUCUUGUUUGGGGUUUGGCAAUUCUUUGGCAAGAAGAAAGAAUCACUUGCUUUAUGGGGCAAUGAUGAUCCUUUUAGCUCCACAUCAGUCUCAACCAUAGGAACUUCAUUAGGAUCUGGUGCUGUAGAAAGGCCUUUUGCAGAUACUUCUUCAAGACCUACAGAUAUAAGGGACUUGCGAGGAGGUCCUUUGAGAGGUCCAACUAGAAGAUACACAUCUCCUUCUCGAUAUCCUGGUGGUGCAGGGGCAGGAACCGCUCUUCCUUUUAGGCCGACUGCUGCAGACCCCAGUUUCAGAACGACUGCUGCAGACCCCAACUUCAGAACGGGUUCUACUGAUCCCAAUUUCAGAACAACUUCUACUGAUCCCAAUUACAGAACGAGCUCCGGGGAUUCCAACUUUAGAACGAGUUCCGCCGAUCCCAAUUUCAGAACUAGUUCGGCUGAUCCCAAUUUCAGAUCCAGUUCAACUGAUCACAAUUUCAGAGCAGCUUCAGAACUGAAAUACCGAGCCCCUACGCUUGAAGGUACAGGGUUUCCAAAAAGAAGAGAGCCUUUAUUUUCAAAUAGUCAAGUUGUGGAGGAUAAUAUAGAAUAAAAUAAUUGCUUGUAUGAGCUUUGUCUUCUCAAGUGUGCUUCAUAAACUGAUCAUUAGUUUCUUUGAUCUUUUCUGUUCUUUGAUAAUUGUAAAACCUUUUGAGUUUCGUGAGAUUACAUAAUAACAAAAGUCGAGGAAAUAUCGUUUUGUGUCAC